This is a messenger RNA of Zea mays, 2789 nucleotides long. Its product is annotated as 5'-3' exoribonuclease 4. Lineage: Eukaryota; Viridiplantae; Streptophyta; Magnoliopsida; Poales; Poaceae. Gene Ontology annotation, cellular component: nucleus. Bases 114 to 2606 code for a protein of 830 amino acids. Gene Ontology annotation, molecular function: RNA binding; 5'-3' RNA exonuclease activity. Gene Ontology annotation, biological process: nuclear-transcribed mRNA catabolic process. The transcript has 22 exons. The record is from RefSeq and is a predicted model, not a curated record.
AAAGUCUCUCAUUCCUAAUCACAAAAACUUUCAUGUCGUUAACCUGAUUGAUAGCUGAAUACUGUUGACUGUGGGGGAGAUGGAGAAAGCUUACAGGGGAAGUAAAAGCUGCUAUGGGAAUACCAUCUUUCUACAAAUGGGUCGUCAGCAAGUACCCAAGCAUCAUCUCCCCUGUGAAGGACGAACCAGAGGAGUGCCCUGAUGGCAUCAUCUACGACAACCUCUACCUCGACAUGAAUUGCAUCAUCCAUUGCUGCUUCCACCCACAGGACCAGCUAACGCAUGCAGACAUAGAUGUGCGCCCUCCGACGACGGCCAAUGAGGUGUUCGAGUCCAUGUUCGAGUACAUGGACCGCUUGUUCCGCAUCGUCAGGCCAACAAGUCUGCUGUACUUGGCAGUAGACGGCGUUGCUCCUUUUGCCAAAAUGAACCGAAUACGAAGGGGACGUUUCCACUCCGCCAUGGAAAGACUUGCUGAGGAACCACCGCGAGAGAUUUCCGAAGUUUCUGACCCCAAUGUCAUCAGCCCAGGUACUGAGUUCAUGGAGAAGGUAUCAGAAGCCCUCGAGUACUACAUCCGUGCCAGAUUUAACAGUGACCCCUGGUGGAGAGACAUCAUGGUGGAUGUUGCUGACAAGUUUAACAUAUCUGUUCUGAAGGUAAUACUCUCUGAUGCGAGUGUUCCUGGAGAAGGAGAGCACAAGAUCAUGUCUUUCAUCCGUGCGCAAUGCAGCAUGGAAGGCUAUGAUCCCAACACUCGACACUGCUUGUUUGGGCAUGAUGCGGAUCUGAUAAUGCUUGCUUUGGCAUCUCACGAAGUCUACUUCUCUAUUCUGCGUGAGGAUGUGCUCUACCAAAAUCAGGAAGAAACGGAAGGGAAUCCGAAGAAAUCAUUUCUGUUUUUGAACAUGUGGGUUCUGAGAGAGUACUUGGAGAUUGAAUUCAAGAUACUGGACCCAGUCUGCGAGACUGAUAUUGAGAGGCUAAUAGAUGACUUCAUCUUUAUUUGUUUCCUUAUGGGAAACGAUUUCAUCCCACAUAUUCCGUCACUUAAGACGCAAGAGGGUGCGGUUGAUCUUCUCAUCGAAGUGUACAAAACAACCUUCAACAAAAUGGGAGGGUAUAUUACCAACACAGACAAAGUCAAAGAUAAGUAUGGUGCAUAUCUGGAAGUCUCAAGGCUGGAAACAUUUUUUCAUGAACUCUCCAUGUAUGAAGAUAAAAUUUUCCUCAAAAGAUAUGAUCUGAAACAGGAUUCGUUGCUGGAGACAUAUCAUGAAAUGUUGCGUGAAGCUCCAGAAAGCGAAAGACCAGAACUGAGACAAAAAUUAGAUGAUCUCCUUUUUAAUGAAGAAAACCCAUAUGACAGUAUAAGACUAGGCUUACCAGGAUGGAAGUCUCGGUUCUUCAGGGAGCAUUUCGGUGCCAAAACUUCUAGUGAAAUUGGGAAGCUGCAGAACGACAUGGCGCAAAAGUACUUAGAAGGACUUUGUUGGGUGCUUCAAUGCUAUUUCGCAGACGUUCCAUCAUGGAGCUGGUACUACCCGUUCUAUGUUGCUCCUUUCGUAUCUGAUCUCAAAGGUCUAUCUAGGAUCGAGAUAUCUUUCACUGUGGACAAACCAUUACGACCAUUCGAUCAGCUUAUGGCAGUUUUACCGAUGCAAAGCUGGGGUGCUCUCCCAAAAUGUUACGAGAAAAAAAGGGACACCCCUUUUUACUACCCGAGGUUGGUGCAUGCCAAGGAUGGGAAAUAUUUCUUGUGGAGGGGCAUCUCUGAGGAACUGCGGCUUUCGGCCAGCGAAAUGGUAGAUAGAAAGCUCACGACCCUUGAAUCGAGACGGAAUACCACUAGGAAAGAGAAGGUGUUUCUGCACAGGAGCUCGAACUCUGUGCCACACAAUGGAGGCUCAAGCUCUCUGCCACACAACGAGGUUACUGAACAAGCAUCGCACUGUUCGAUGCAGAAGCUUCCGAUAGAUUCAGCUACGAGGUGCACAAAGUCUGAACUGAGAUGUGGAAUUGGAGGGUGGAUAGCGCCUGCUUACAAUGAUGGCUUCUGCGACGGUUUCUUCCCCUCACCCACACCAAACCUGCAGGACAUAACGAGUGAUCAGACAAUAUCAGGUAUGUUCUUCAACCCUGAGGCGGCGAACCCAGUUCCAAGACUGCUUGGCAAUGUCAGAGUUCCUGACAAGACUGUUACGGGAGCUGACAUCUCCAAGAGGCCACUCUGGCACACGUACCCGGGAUCAAGGCCGCCGCGCAUCGUUCAGAGGCCGGACACCGUGUGGAAGCCGAGCACGCCGGCGUCGCCGCGGGAAGAGCACAAGAACGCCGGCACGGGCUGGAUCGGGCGGGGGAGAGGGAACGCCCUUGCCGCCGCCGCCGCCGCCGAGACGCAAUGGAAGAGCAGCAGCUACAGCUACAGGAGAGGGGGUGGUUUCCAGCGGGCGGCCAUGGCACAAAGCCGAGGAAGCAGCAGCAGCUUCGACGGCGGCGGUGCGUACAGUUUCCGGCCGCUUGGAAGUGCGCCGUGGACCGCCGGGGACGGCAGCCGAAGCGGAGGCGCCGGCCAUGGCGGGAUUGUGCAGCCACGUGGUUGGUAGGAAACUAGCUCAGGAAUCAAAUAGCUUGGUGAUCUCAUCCCACCGUGUAUAUUCUGUGCCCGUGUGCCGACUGUAUAUAUAGCUUCUACGUUUCUUUUCUCUAAAAGGAUGUCCUCUGUUUUUUAACGUGAAAAAUCAUGAAUUAGUUGUAACAUACUGCCUCAAUCCUAAAAUACGUGCAUA